Messenger RNA from Auxenochlorella protothecoides, 2622 nucleotides. Its product is annotated as Replication protein A 70 kDa DNA-binding subunit. Gene Ontology annotation, molecular function: single-stranded telomeric DNA binding; damaged DNA binding. Bases 1 to 2622 code for a protein of 873 amino acids. The record is from RefSeq and is a predicted model, not a curated record. Gene Ontology annotation, biological process: meiotic cell cycle; double-strand break repair via homologous recombination; telomere maintenance via telomerase. Lineage: Eukaryota; Viridiplantae; Chlorophyta; Trebouxiophyceae; Chlorellales; Chlorellaceae. The transcript has 13 exons. Gene Ontology annotation, cellular component: DNA replication factor A complex; nucleus.
AUGCAGCUCUCGCGCGGCGCUAUUGCGGGCAUCCUAUCAGAUGGGCCCCCGCAGGUCUACACGGUCCAGUGCGCCGGUGUCAAGAAAGUCAUGAAUCCCAAUGGGCAGCCCCGGUACCGACUCAUGCUCUCCGAUGGCGAGUUCCAGUAUGUCUGCAUGCUGGCCAGCCAGCUGUCCGACCUCGUCGUCAACCAGCUGCAGGAAGGGUGUAUCCUCCAGAUCACAGAGUACAUCUGUCAGUUUGUGCAGACCAAGAAGUACGUUCAGCAGAUUGUAGUAGUGGUGGUCAUCGUGCUCAACUGCAAGGUGGUGCAGGCAGAGUGCCCCAAGAUCGGCAACCCUGUGAUGUACACCGACCCGUCCGUAGUGGCUGCGCCCGGCACCGCGCAGCCGUCGGCAGCCGCGCCAGCACCCUUUGCUGCGCCCCAGCAUGCUGCACAUCCAGCCUCAGCAUACGGAGCUCCACCCGCCACUGGCCCGGCUCCCGCGUACGGAGCCCCCCCUCCUACCGGGAGUGCUUCUGCCUAUGGGGCCCCCCCAUCGGCUGGUGCCGCCCCCGCCUACGGGGCUCCACCCGCCAGCGCUGCCCCAGCCUACGGGGCUCCACCCGCCAGCGCUGCCCCAGCCUACGGGGCGCCUCCGCAGCAUGCGGGCACCCCGUACGGCGUGCCAGCCCCUGUGCCGAGCGCCUACGGAGCGCCGCCUCAGGGCACAGGGCCCGCAGCUGCAGCCCCAUAUGCAGUCCCGCCCUCUGCAGGGCAGCAAGGCCCCUACGGGGCGCCCCAGAGCGCCGGCGCCUAUGGUGUUCCGCCCGCAGCCACAGGGCCGUAUGGCGGCCACUCCGGCGCUGCACAGUAUGGAGCUGCCGUUGGAGGUGGUCCAAAGGCAGCAUAUGGGGCGUCAGCCUACCAGCAGCAGGGACCCAAGGCGGAACCUGCUAACCCGUAUGGCGGCGGCGGGGGAGGGAUACCUGCUGCUUACCCCCCCACCACCAAGGCAUACGGCAAUCCUUCAGGGCCCCCUCAGUACCGGGGUCAGGGGGCUGUGGCACGUGAUGCUGGCCCCGCCAGCAUCAUGCCCAUCAACUCCCUAAACUCCUACCAGAACCGCUGGACCAUCAAGGCCCGCGUAACCCACAAGAGCGACAUCCGGAGGUACACCAAUGCCAGGGGGGAGGGCCGGUUCUUCUCCUUUGACCUCUUGGAUGCGCAGGGCGGGGAGAUCAGGGCCGUCGGCUGGAAUGAUCAGUGUGACAAGUGGUACGAGGCCGUGGACACGGGCAAGGUCUACCUCGUCUCCAAGGCCAGCCUGCGCAACAAGCGUGGGAACUUCAACCAGACCCGCCACCAGUUUGAGAUCCAUCUGGAGAAUGGGAGCCAGGUAGAGCCUGUUCAGGACGAAGCCGAGAUCCCCCAGCUCCACUUUAAUUUCACCUCCAUCUCCCAGUUGGAGGACGUUCCCGCCGGCCAGAUGGUGGACGUGGUGGGAGUGGUGGACAGCGUGCAGGACUGGACCUCUAUCACCAAGCGUGAUGGGGGCGAGACGCAGAAGCGCUCCAUGAUCAUCCGGGACGAGAGCGGGCGGUCCAUCGAGGUGACGUUGUGGGGCGCCUACGCGCUGACCCCGGGCGACAGCCUGCAGGCCACCACCGCCGCAGGGACCCACCCCGUCCUGGCAGUGAAGAAUGCGCGCGUCGGCGACUUCAACGGCAAGACGCUGAGCACAGUCUCCUCCUCCACCGUGCUCAUCGACCCGCCGGACGUGGCCGAGGCCGCCCGCCUGCGCGCGUGGUACGACCAGGGCGGGUGCGCCCAGGCCGCCGCGGCGCUGAGCAAGCCGAGCGGCGGCGGUGGGCGCGCCGACCGCCGCGUCACCCUGAGCCAGAUCGCCGACGAGGGGCUGGGCCUGGGCGGGCAGCCCGCGUGGGUGCAGGUGGUGGCGACCGUCGCCUUCCUGCGCAACGAAAACAUGUACUACCCGGCCUGCCCCCUGCCCUUCAACGGCAAGACCUGCAACAAGAAGCUGCAGGACCACACCGGCGACGGCAACUUCUACUGCGAGCGCUGCGGUCAGAAUGCAACGCCAGACUGGCGGUACAUCGUGUCCAUGCAGGUCGCAGACCACAGCGGCGAGAUCUGGGUGACAGCCUUCAACGAGGCCGCCCCGGAGCUGAUCGGCGUCCCAGCGGGCGAGCUGCGGCAGCUGUGCGAGGAUGGGAACCCUCGCUUCGCCUUCCUCGUCCAGCAAGCCUGCUUCAAGACGUACACCAUGAAGCUCAAGGUGGCUGAGGACACGUACAAUGACGAGACCAAGAUCCGCAUCUCCCUGGUCUCCGCCACCGCGCCGGACUACGGCGCCGAGUCGCGCACGCUGCUGGACCUCAUUGGCAAGCUGCAGCGCGGCGAGCAGAUCUUCGGCCCCCCCGUGCCCGCUGCGGGAGGGCCAGGGGCGCUGCCCGGGGUCGCGAGGGGCGGUGCCCCGCCGGCGCAGCAGCAGGGGUACGGAGGCGGGUAUGGGGCACCGGCCCCCCGCCCUGCCAUCGGGGGGUACGGCGAUGGUGGCGCGGCCCGCGGCGGGUACGGCGCGUAUGGCGGCACGGCCCUGGCCAAUGCCGGGUGGUGA